Sinocyclocheilus anshuiensis is the source of this 1495-nucleotide messenger RNA. Its product is annotated as gastrula zinc finger protein XlCGF57.1-like. Gene Ontology annotation, molecular function: RNA polymerase II cis-regulatory region sequence-specific DNA binding; DNA-binding transcription factor activity, RNA polymerase II-specific. Gene Ontology annotation, biological process: regulation of DNA-templated transcription. The transcript has 2 exons. The coding region runs from base 32 to 1333 and encodes 433 amino acids. NCBI's taxonomy places the organism in Eukaryota, Metazoa, Chordata, Actinopteri, Cypriniformes, Cyprinidae. The record is from RefSeq and is a predicted model, not a curated record.
ACAAGAAGAUACUGAGGAACAAACAGACCUGAUGGCACUGAAAGAAGAGAGUCAAGACCUGAAUGAAAACAAAGAGAAAAGUCUAAGGGAUGAGAAGCAUCAUGAUUUCAUAACUGAAGAAAAAUCUUUCAGUUGCUCACAGACUAAAACGAUUUCCAUGCGAAAAAAAGCUCCGAAAACAGGAUCUAGAAAGUUCACCUGCUCUCAGUGUGGAAAGAGUUUUACACAUCAUGGAAACCUUUAUGUCCAUAUGAGGAUUCACACUGGAGAAAAGCCUUACACCUGCCAACAGUGUGGGAAAGGUUUCACUCAAAAUGAAAGCCUUAAACUCCACAUGAGUGUUCACACUGGAGAGAAGCCUUUCACCUGCCAACAAUGUGGGAAAGGUUAUACUCAAAAUGAAAGCCUUAAAGUCCACAUGAGAAGUCAUACUGGAGAGAAGCCUUUCACCUGCCAACAGUGUGGAAAAAGUUUCAUUCGAAAAGCACACCUUAAAGUACAUGCAAGCGUUCACACUGAAGAGAAGCCUUACAUAUGCCCUCAGUGUGGUAAGAGUUUUUCACAUAAAGCAGCAAUGUAUCCCCACAUGAGAACUCACACUGGAGAGAAGCCUUACACCUGCCAACAAUGUGGACAAAGUUUCACUGAAAAAGGAAACCUUCGAGUUCACAUGAGAAUUCACACUGGAGAAAAGCCUUUCACAUGCCAACAAUGUGGACGAAGUUUCACUCAAAAGCACUACCUUACAUCCCACAUGAGAAUUCACACUGGAGAGAGACCUUUCACCUGCCAACAAUGUGGAAAAGGUUUCUCUCAAAAGACCCACAUUAAAUCCCACAUGAGUGUUCACACUGGAGAGAGCCCUUUCACCUGCCAACAAUGUGGGAAAAGUUUCACUCAAAAUGGAAGUCUUAAAGUCCACAUAAAAAUUCACAAUAGAGAGAACGUUUUUACAUGCCAACAGUGUGGGAAAAUUUUCAUUCGAAAAUCUUGUCUUAAAAGCCAUACGAGAGUUCACACUGAAGAAAAACCUUACAUCUGCACUCAAUGUGGAAAAAGUUUUAAAUAUAGUGCAGCAGUUAAUCGCCACAUGCGAAUUCACACUGGAGAGAAGCCUCACACCUGCCAACAGUGUGGAAAGAGUUUCACUGAUAAAGGAAGCCUUAAAGUCCACAUGAGAAUUCACUCUGGAGAGAAGCCUUUCACAUGCACCCAGUGUGGAAAAAAUUUCUCCCAAAAGGAACACCUUAAAUCCCACAUGAGAAGUCACACUGGAGAAAAGCCAUACACCUGCCCUGCUCCGAUGACUGUUUGUGUCAUCAGUGUGGAGUGAGUUUCAUGGACGGAAAACAUCGUAUGAAUCAUGUCACACUGGAGAGAAGCCUUUCAUGUGCCAUCACUGUAGAAAGACUUGUAGCCUACGGUUUGCUUUGUUUGAACGUUUACACGACAAUGAUGGAGUCAAAAAUGGAAAAGUUUUUCCCUUGCGUUUUUU